CUGUUUGAGUGUGUCAAAUUAUUGUGUCUCACUGUUAAGGAGCAAAACGGCAGCGAAAAAAAAAAGAAACUUUUCCGAAGAAUACGUUAAGUUUGGAUUUACCUUAAUAGAAAAAGACGAGUUACAAUUGCCUCAGUGUAUGAUAUGUAUGAAAGUUUUACGUCAUGAUAGCAUGAGGCCCAAUCGCGUUGAAAGGCAAAAUAAGCCUCAUAUCAUCGGUAAAGAAUUAAUAAAACCAUGUGUCCUAAAACCCACGCAUCUAAUUUUAGGAGAAGAUGCAGAGCAAGAAAUGAAGUCUAUUUCUCUUUCGAAUAACACAGUCAAGCGUAGAAUCGAUGACAUUGCAGCAGACAUAAAGUCACAAAUAAUUAACAAAGUAAAGUUGUCGCCAUUUUUGCUUUUAUUUGUGAUGAAUCCACCGACAUCAUUAAUUCUGCACAGUUAAUAGUUUAUGUUCGUUACAUCGGUGGAGAUAUCAUUCAAUAAGAGAUUUUGUACUCCCAAUCUUUUAAUCUUUUAAUUCAAUAUCAAACUUUGUUGAAAAAAAUUAUUUGGAUUGGAAGAAGCUCACUGGACUUUGCACAGAUGGCGCACCUGCAAUGACAGGUGUACGAUCGGGCUUAGCUAAAAAGCUCACGGAAAAAAAUAUCGCAAUGGUUAGUACACAUUGUUUUAUUCAGCGGCAAGCUUUGGCUUCUAAAAUAUUGCCACAGAAAUUUCGACAGACUUUGGACUCGGCUAUAAGGAUUGUAAACUACAUCAAGUGCAGCGCUUUGAACAGUCGAUUAUUUACUUUCCUUUGCGAGGAUAUCGAUUCUGAUCACAAAGUUCUUCUGUUCCAUACAGAAGUACGCUGGAUGUUUAAAGGCAACAUAUUGGCUCGUCUCUAUAAAUUGAAAAAAGAGGUUAGUUCUACGGAUGAAGUACGAUGACCCGAAGUCAAAUUUUCCAUUAGGAGGAAAAUUUGGAGCCAAUCCAGACAAGGAAGCGAAAGAUCUUUUGGAAAAGGCGAGAUUGCUCGGUUUGGAAGUGAUUGGGGUUUCCUUUCACAUUGGAUCGGGAAACACCCACCUUGAUGUCUAUAAAAAGGCUAUCGUAGCCGCAAGAAAGGUUUUUGAUACGGCCGCAGAACUUGGCUAUCAAUUCAAGUUGUUGGAUAUCGGUGGAGGGUUUUCUGGUAAUACGGGAUCUUCGAUUAACGAGGUGGGAGUCGCUGUUAAUGAAUUUAUAGAUCAAUACUUUCCGGAUCCGUCUAUUAAAAUAAUAGCAGAGCCAGGACAGUAUUUUGUGAUAUCGGCAUUCACUUUAGUCACCCAAAUCCAUUCGAAAAAAUAUCUGUCUAUUCAAAAUGAUAGCGAACCGAUCAGGACGUACUAUGUGGACAUCAGUGUAUUCAACUCUAUUAUCCUAGGCCUCUACGACCUGUACGCUAAAAUAGUUCCCGUCGAAGAAGCUAAAGGAGCACCAGUUUAUCCAAGUACAGUUUGGGGUGCCACCUGUGAUGGUACCGACCGGGUUUCUCCCGAGACAGUACUUCUUCCCGAGCUAGCGAUUGGAGAAUGGGUGGUUUUUGAAGAAACCGGAGCCUACUCUCUAUCUAUAGCAUCAGACUUCAAUGGAUUUGAACUACCACAUGUACAUGGGAUUGUUAACGGAAGAGAUUGGAAAUUUCUCACAGAGGCAGCAGAACGGCCAAUGUCCAAAGAAAAGUUUUCCGCAGGAGAUUAUCCAGAAAAUUAUCUCACUGGUCUGAUGAAGCCAAGCAAGUUUGAUACAAACUAUUUUUGAAAAUAAAUUAUUUAUCCUAUAUAAUAAAUAGUUUUAAUCC
Messenger RNA from Acanthoscelides obtectus, 1828 nucleotides. Lineage: Eukaryota; Metazoa; Arthropoda; Insecta; Coleoptera; Chrysomelidae. The record is from the annotation of a GenBank genome assembly.